UCGAGCCUACAGUAGUUGAGGUGUGGUGAUACACAAUAUGGCGUAUGUUGUGAGACGUCUCUAAGUGAAUUACGUUAUUUUGUUAUGGAAGUAAACCGACCUGAGUGGAUUUAGCCAUCGCGAACGUUCCUUGAAUGAUUGUAGUGAGCUCUCGUGCGAUUCCGGAGGAACCGAAGGGCUUGGAGAAGAGGUUUCAAUAAAUACCAUGUAAUUGGACAGCCAGUGCUUUUAAAAGAUGCCGCUCAUCUCCAAAUUCAAAGAUAUUUUCAAGGGCGGAUCCUCGAAUAAGAAAAAGAAAGUCUUUCACAAUGUUUUACUUGACAAUCCCGAAGAAGUUUGGGAGGUCAUUGGAGAGCUGGGAGAUGGAGCUUAUGGUAAAGUGUACAAAGCAAUGCAUCGGGAGACGAACCUCUCUGCGGCUCUCAAACAAGUCGCUCUAGAAGCUGAUGAGGAUCUUGAAACAUUUAUGGUUGAAAUUGAUAUUCUUUCUGAAUUUAAGCACGAAAAUAUUGUUAAACUUAUCGAAGCUUACCACUUUGAAGGAAAGUUAUGGAUGUACUUGGAGUAUUGCGAUGGAGGGGCUAUGGACACUAUUAUGCGGGAUUUGGACAGGCCUCUUGCUGAACCACAAAUUGCUUUCGUUUGCAAGCAGUUAUGUGAAGCAUUAUGUUAUAUCCAUGAAAACAAAGUGAUACAUCGGGACUUAAAAGCGGGUAAUGUUCUUUUGACAAUGGAUGGAGGGGUAAAGUUGGCUGACUUUGGUGUGUCUGCGAAAAACAAGAACACAUACGACAAGAGGGGCACUUUCAUUGGGACGCCCUAUUGGUUAGCACCGGAAGUGAUAUUGUGCGAAACCUUUAUUGAUGCCAAAUAUGAUUAUAAGGCUGAUGUAUGGUCUCUUGGCAUCUCUCUGAUAGAGUUUGCACAGAUGGACCCGCCAAAUCAUGAUGUUUCGCCCGUCCGUGUUAUGCUCAAAAUUCAGAAGUCAGAACCUCCAAGACUAGAUUACCCUUCCAAAUAUUCUAAAGAAUUCAACGAUUUUAUAGCCAAGUGCCUUACUAAGGAACCAGCCCAGAGACCAUCAGCUGUAGAACUCCUCAAGCAUCCAUUCAUUAAUCGGGAUUUAGAUGUUAAACCCAUAAGGGAUUUGCUUUUGGAAUACAAAGCUGAAGUGGUUGAAGAAGAUGUCAUAGAUGAUCCAGAGUGCCCUCCCACGGACCUGCCAGUUGUACCAGAGGAUCAGCGCACUUCACGGCACAGUGAGGGUGAGCAUAGUCCUGAUGACACCUUCUCUAUCAACUCCUCUACCACCCUAUCAUCAUUUCCGUAUGAACUUUUGAAAGACCAAGAAUCUGUUAGUAUGCUGACAAUUGAAGAAGAUAAACCUUCCACGCCUGAGAAAGAAAGCAAGGAGGUUGCGGUGGCAAGCUCAGGUGAGCGACGUAUAUCCAAAGGUCCUGCUCCUCCUCCUCCUAUUAGUGUUAGUCCUGCCAGCACUCCAUCUUCUAGUGCUUCCUCCACUCCUUCAAAGAAAGGACCUGCACCUGCUGUUCCAGCUAGCACAAAUGCCUCAAAACCUAGAGCUCCCUCACCAACAGAUAAAGCGUCAGAAAGUGUAGAAUCCGAAACAGUUAUUAGUACCCAAGUUGUCACAAGCCCCAGUAAGCAGGUUCCCACAAGCACACCUAAUAAGGGACCAGCACCGCAACCGGUAACGCCUUCUGAAAGUCCCAUGCCUAAAGAAAAGAUAGAAAUAACAAUAUCCUCGGUAGACAUUCCAGACAGUGAGGAAAAGCCCCAAUCUGUGGAUGUAAAGGUUGAUGUCAAAACUAGUGUGCUUCCUGAAAUUACAGUUGAAGAAAAGAUGGAUGUUGAUGAGUCUGUCACUAAAGAGCCAAAGAAAGAUGCUGUGAACAAAUACACUGAUAAAAAGGUGGUCAAUGACGAAGUGCUAUUGUCAAAAGAGGAAGAAAAACCCUCAUCUGUACAUAUUUUCAGUGAUAUAGAUCCCGCUUUAGUUGCCCAAGAUGCAGAACCUCUUACUCCUCCCCCUCCUUUUAAGGACACUAGUUCAGCUUCUAAGAUAGCAGUACCUGCAGAUCUCAAGGAAUCAAGUGAUACAAAUAGAGAUAAACAUGUACACGAAUCUGAUGAAGAACAAAUACCAAGUGAUAUUGAGGCGAAAGUCUAUGCUCUACCAUCGCCCCCAACUUCAUCCCCUACAACUCCCCCAGAGUCUCUGAUAGACACAGCAGUAUUGUCACAAACCGCCUCUGCUACAGCAGAAAGUGUGCUUAAAGAAAGUAGUGAAGCUUCCUUUUCCCCUCAAAUACCUGUGGUACCAGCUCCUCAAUCGCUAUCCCCUGAACCACCAGCUGAGACCAUCAUUGCUUCUAUUGGUAGUGAUGCUACCGUAAUAGUACGUACCCCAACCCCAACACCACCUGAUGUUCCCAGGACUCAAAGUCCUACAAGGAAAGAGAGUGUUGUCACUUACUCUGGUCCUUCAAUAAUAGAUGAUGUGACCAGCAAUGAAGCAGAAAUUAUGUCCUUAGUUGAUGUAGAACAAGAGUCCCCCAUACAUCAUCCAGUUCCAUCUUCACCAUCCCUCUCAGAAGCAGAAGAACAGGCUGUGCGAAUCCUUGAAUCUGCAAUUGAAAGUGCUGUUGAAACUGCAUCAAAUAAAAGUUGUCAAGAUGGAGAAGAGAUCAACUUGACUUUGACAGGAGAUGAUGAUGUUACUGAAGUACAAGUUGUGUCAAAUGAUGGUCACAAAUUAGAUGAAAGUGAAGUGGUUAUUUCCAAUUCCUCAAUCUUGCAUGAUGAAACGGAGCCCCAGCCUGUGUCCCCUAAGUCAAGGUAUGAGAUCACACUAGAGGAAGUAGGAGAGGCUGAAGAUACUCAUUCUAGUGUCACUAGUGACAGUGAUACCACCCACAUAUCUGUUGUUGCUGUGGAUGCUUUAGCCCGAACGCCGAAAGGACAGAUCAUUCUGGAGAAGAAACGCAAGGGCUCUGCUCAGGGUGAAGCAGAACAUACAAGACUCCAGGAGACAAUCUCCAACAAAUCCAACCUGAGUGGAGGGACUCCUUCUACUGGUCGCUCUGUUAGUUCAGUGGAAGAAGAUAGUAGACCUCUUGCUCUUACCAUUGAGGGAACCACUAUAGAAGCUACUGAUGUGGAUGAUGAUGUCUUUGACCAAGAACAGAAUAAUCUUAGGAAUUUACGAGAUAGCCGUGGUUCAAGCAAGCCCUCAUUAACACGAGAAUCUACAGUUGAUAGCAUGGUGUCGAGCGUGAUGUCAGUUGAAUCAAGUACUAGACCCAUUUUAACAAGGGAAUCUACUGUAGACAGUGUUAUCUCUGUUGAUUCUGUUAUAUCUACUAUGUCCACAACUUCAACCCCAAUGCACUCAAACUUUGUCUCAAGGCAGGCAAGUACAUCUGCCACGAAUUCUCCAGGACCGCGUCAUAUAGCAAAUGGUAUAGGAAGAGAUAGAUUAGCAGACAAGUCAGAUUGGGAUAACAUCAGCACAACAAGCUCUGAAAAGGAAAAUAAACAUCGGAUGGAUCAAGAUGACAAUUCUGAUGAAGUGAUUCUUAGGAGAGUUCCCAUGUCUGACAAAAAUGAUGCUAACAACAGGGCUGGAGAUAAAAAUAGAGGCAAGACCAAAGAGGAAAUGGAUAUGGUGGCCCUUAGAAGGAAGACUAGGAAACGUACAAGGAAGUUUGUUAUUGAUGGUGUGGUUGUCACCACAACUACAAGCAAGGUUAUUUAUGGAGAUGAUGAAGAAAUGGGAACACUUUCAUCGGGUCACAUGGCAAGAAAACAAGAAUUAAGAGAGUUGAAAUUGCUGCAGAAGAUUGAACAAAAGCAAUUCCAAGAACUUGCAGUAAAAGCCAACAUUGCCAAGAUGGAACAAGAAAAGAAGUUUGAUUUUGAAAAACAACAGUUGCUACGUAGUUACGAUACAGAAGUUGAAGCAUUGAAUAGACAACAGAAACAACAGGUUGAAAAGGCUGAAAGUCAGCAAGAAAUUGAACUGAAGAAUGCCAGCAAAAAAAUAAGGGCAGAGCAAGAACGCGAACUCAAGGCUUUCCGUGAAUCAUUGAAAACAGAAUUAAAACUAUUAAAGCAAGAAAUAGAUCUCCUUCCCAAGGAUAAAAGGAAGGAUGCAUUUAAAGCCAGAAAAGAAAAGUUAGAUGUAGACCAGACUGAAAGAGAAAAGAUCUUCCUAGAAAAACUUCAUGAAGCUCAUGAGGUGUCUCUAAAACGUCUUGGAGAUGAUCAUCGAGAAAGGAUUGCUCUCCUUGAGAGGCAAUUCUUGCAGCAAAAGCACCAGCUGUUAAGGUCACGUGAAUCAGCUCUCUGGGAGAUGGAAGAGCGUCAUUUACAUGAGAAGCAUCAGUUAUCCAAAAGACAACUUAAGGAUAUAUUUUUCCUUCAGCGACACCAGAUGUUGGUACGACACGAAAAAGAACUGGAGCAGGUGAAACGAGUCAACCAGCAAAAAGAGGAGGAGCUAGUCAAAAGGCAGCAGGUUGAAAGGAGACAGUUGCCAAAGAGGAUACGCCAAGAAAUGAAAGCAAGAGAAUUAAUGUUCCGUGAGAGUAUGCGAAUCAGCACUACACAUCUUCCAGAUUCUCAAGAAGAUGAAAAAGAUAAACUCAAAAAGUUCCAAGAAAAUGAAAAACGAAGAUAUGAGGCAGAAAAACGCCGGGCUGAACAGAAACACAGGCAUAAGCUAGAAGAACUUCAAGCAGCCUCAGAAGCUACUGCUAAAGAACUUGAGCAGUUGCAAAAUGAAAAACGGAAAAUGUUAAUGGAACAUGAAACUUACAAACUUAAGUGUCAGGAUGAGGAAUACCAGCGCGAAGUGCGAGACUGGAAAGACAAUCUCAAACCACGAAAACAGAAAUUAGAGGAAGAAUUUGAAAAACAGCUUAAUGAACAGGAGCAGUUUUAUGGAGCCUACUUAAGCCGCGGUGUAGAUUCAAACAUGACACCCUCUCAGUCCACAUCUAGCCUGGCCCGUUCUAAUGCUUCUUAGAUUGGUUGGUUUCUUGAUGCAAGAUAUGCAAAUAUAGUCAUUAUUGUGAACUUCUCAAAGAAAUUAGUCCUAAUUAUGUGUUCAGGUUUAUUGAUUAUCAUGAUAUAGAUGAGUUUACGUAUUUACAUGGGUUAAUGGUAUCUAGCAAGGGUCUUUAGUACCAUUAUGGUUGUCAAAAUGUUUUUUGUGACUAACACCCAUGUAAACAUUUAUGAUUUUAUUUACUUUAAAGUAGGGGAGUAGUAGUGAAAUCUCCUUUACAAAGGACUGCCAGGAACUAUUCAUGGGAACGUUAAUUAUACUAUCACAUUAGUGAUUUUUGACCAUGCUCUGGUUUAGUUGGUAACAAGUGACUACUGGAUUUGGUUGGAUGAACUUCAGUAAUGCUGGCUUAGCUUUUUAUCUAAUUUAUAGAAACUAUAUAAACUCAUUUGUGCUUUUUUGACAGUCGCCCAGUUCACAAGUUCGCAUAUGUAAUAUGCUUUCUUAGUCAACUCCUGUAAUGUAUGACAGUACCUUAUUGGUAUUGAUAGUUGUGUCGAUACUUCUUUCUGAAACUUUUUAUUUAUUGAUUAUCAAAUACUCCGGAAAAGAAGCACAAACCUUAUCUGUUAAGGAUUAAUGGUAAACUGUGUCUUACAGAUUAGUGAAAAUUCAUAUUCAUUCAUGACCAUACAUUAUCUGUUUCUCCACAUCACAUAGUGAUCUGUAUUUGCUGCAAACCACCUCAUAGGAUAGUCAUUUCAUCUUAGUCUCAGCUGUUGAGAAAUUUAUAGGUCAGGCAUUUAAUUUUAAGCAAAAUAUUUAUUUUGAUUAUUAAUCUUUGCCCGAAUUAACCUUUCAAAAAUUAUUUUGUAAGUUCCCCAUAUUGCUUUAAUACAGAUUUAUGGUAGUAUUCAGUAAUGACUGUGCCAUACCAAGCAAUUUUUCAAUUAGUAAAUUGAGUCAUUGGUAAGGCCAUACAAUAAUCUUUGAACAAGGAAAAAAAAUUAUACAAUUAUGUGCGAUUGUGCUUUGAUAAAUGAAAAUUAAGAGUGGAAACAAAUGUUGCAAACUUUAGUGGAAGUGUUGAUUAAUUUAGUUUAUGGUGGUUUGUGGUAAAUGCUCUGGCAUCUCAUUUCAGGUUUACUGAAACUAAUAAGCACAACAUAACAUGAGAUUCAUAUUGCAGUAGUGUUGAAUUUUAGGAAAAGAAUAGUUUCUGGAAUGUAUAUUCAUUAUAAAACCGCCUUUUCUCUCCUCAAUACAAACAUUGCCUGAAAAUAUGUUGGAAAUGAAUGGUGUGCAAUUGAAUUCCAUGGCUGUUUUGAAGAUGCAAUAAAAAACUGCUAUACUUUUAACCAUUUUAUGACUCCAGACUGGUUCAACUUGAAUUAUACCCAUGUAUGUUUUUGUCAUUAUACCUUAAAAUUAAAAUUAAAAAUAUUUGUGAGUAUGUGCUUCUACCAGUCUAGGUGAUGUCCAUUGUUUUGCAAUUUGGUUUUUUUUUUUUUUACUUUAAUCUGUCAUUAUUAAUAUAAAUACACUUAUGAACACAAAUGUACGCUUUAACAAUCAUGUAAUGUUUCAUACAUAUCUAUAUACACUGCUGUAUUCCAGUAUUAAAGAAAUAUGUUUGGCCUGGCUGUGAUAUGAGUGCCACCAUCUGUCUUUACUAAAGUUGUGUUGCUCAGUGGAAUUUACCAUUGACCUAAAAAGGUAAAGGUGUAAUUUACAAAUAUUGCCUAGGGCAGGUAAAAAAUUCAGUGCUGAAUUUGCAUUGAAUUUGAAGAAUUGCUAUGACAUGUUUUCAAAUAUACAUGCAUCCAAUGUAGAUGUAAAAAUAUAAUCUUGUAAGCAGUAUAUUGUUAUUGUUUACAGUAAAUUCCAAUGAAAAGAACAAAAGCUGAAGGAAGAAAAUAAUUAAAUUACCAACAGAUAGAAAAAGUGUUAAUGAAAACUGUCACCUAAAAACUGAAGUUGACAGGACAGGCUCAUUUGGGUAAAUGGGGAAUCAAAAAUAAAGAGAAGAAAAUUCAUCAGGCUACCAGCAGAGAACUAUAAAAUUGUAAGGGUUCAUCUGAAAUAUGAGAAAUGUAAAAAGUGAGGACGAAAUGCAAAACCAAUAGAUUGACCAGUGCUUGUGACAAGAUAAAGAAAUUAUUGCUUUUCUUCAGAUCACUAUGGUGUUCCAUCCUCACAUGAGCAAUUUUGCUUUACAAAAACAAAAUUUAUAAUGGUAGUUACUUAAAGUUGCUUAGGUGCAGGUAUUAUGAAGUGUGAUUUAUGGAAAACAGCAUUCAUAUACAUUACAUAUUUAGAAUGGAUGCAAUGGUUGUUCCUUGAAUUGAAGGUAUAGUGUGACAGCCAAAAGCACCCAUAUGGGUAACUGGCUUUUAUAUAAUCCAUACCAAUAAGUUUUUAGUGGAAAAUUAAUCUAGCUACUCUUGGUACACAGCAAAGAUCUAAAUUGGUGAUAAGGCAAACAUCAAGGAAAUAACCAUCUUAAGAAAUUAGCUCAAUAGUUUUUGAACGCAAUGUUAAGAAAUUGAACGUAGAUCUAAGGGAUGAGUAUUGUUUCAAUGUCCAUUAACAUACAAGUGCAAUCAACUUUCCAUGUUUGCAGGCUUUUUCAUUCAGUGAUUUUCUUGAUAAAAUUGGGUAAGCAAGGAUUGCCAAUACGUUCAUAGGGUGAAGCUUGGUUAAUGUUACACUGGCAUCUUUCUGCAGGAAUAAAUUUAAGGGAAAUAUCUUUGGACUACAUUUGGCGUUAUGUUUUUUUUUUUCAUUCAUUAUCAGCCACCAAGAAUUUUAAAGAAAAAUCUAUUGCAGUUAUCAAUUAUUGUAACUGAUAAUAUUGAUAGAUUAAGUUAUGGUUCUCUGGUGUCUUGUCUGGACAUGGGAUAUAUCACCUAUAUCAGUUACCAGAACAAACAUUAUUUUGUUGGAAAUCUACCAUAUUAAAUUGUGAUUAAUUGCUAGAUCAUAAAAUAAUAUGCAUACACAGAUUUAUUUAAUGUGUGUAUAUUGUAUACAUACAGUAUUUGCAUAUAUGUGUACUGUAAUUAUAGUAAAUACUGUAUAUAAAUAUAGUGUGUAUAUAAUAUACUCAAUGGCAGUAUGUGUAUAUAGAAGAAAUGUAUUUGUACGUACUUUGAGAUAGUUCCAUCUUUGUUGUCACUAGGACAGAGGUGUUAUACUUUAGGGCUCAUAUGCUAAUUGAAAAAGAAUGUGACAUGUAGGGAACAGUUACUUUCAGCGCAAGAGGGUUAAAACCUAUUGGAACAGAGAGUACCUACCCAUAUGCUUUGUGGUAAUGCUAGCAUUCCGUUAACCCCAUUCUGGGAAUAUGCAUGAUACAGUGCCUCAUGUUACAUUCUUGGUCUUAACUAUGUUUGACUCGUGCCUCUUUUAAUUAAUUAGAUGCUUUAUAAAAUGUAGUAGGUCAAUCUAAGAAGGAAGACAAUUCAAUUAAAAUGGUUAUAUAAAACAGAAUGCAGUUUUAGAACUUGUAAAUUUCCUGAAGUUCAUGUAAGAAAUUUAUUUUGUUUGUGAUAGAUGCUGGUGGCCAAAAGCUGCCUGUUUUCUUGAUGAAUAAUGAAUGCAAAACAGGGGCGAGAGCACUGCAGAAGGUUAAGUAUUCAAAGAAACAUACAGUAUCUUCAGACCCCUUCUUGAGACUUCACCGUAUUCAGUAUUUUGAUGACGUGACUAAAUAGACAUCACUUAGACCUCCUUUUACAGUGAAGUUCAAACUGGUCAAGAAAGAGUCAAAUGUUUUAUUGAUUUAAGAAUGUGUGAAAUAACAGAAGAAUGAAUGAAAGAGAAGUGGAUUUACAGAAGAUUUUGGUGGGCUUAAGAGGAGUCCAGAAGACAAAAGCACUGAUGAGUGAAAUGAAGUUGUGAUUACUUUAUCCUGUACAGUUGAUAAUAAUGUUGCAGUGAAUCCUAUUGUUAAUGAGAGUAGCAUACGUAAAACUAAUUUCAAUUUUCACUUAGUAGAGUGUAAGAACUCGGUAGGGGAUGUUUAGUUUUAAGAUCAUUUAAGAGAGCAAGUGAAACAUCAGUCAAGUCAAAGGAAAUCAUUUCCGAAUCUUUGAGGCUUCCACUUUACAGCUCAGAGUUGAAUGGAUUAAACUUUGAAUGCUUGCGAUUCAGAAACUGUUAUUUUAAUUAGGCAGAAGGCAUGAUUUCACCUUAGAGGGGAAAUGAAAUUGAAGGUCUCUCAAACUUGAAAGAGAGUGAUGGAGGAGUUUAAAGGUCCAUUAACAGAUAUUUCUCAGGUGGAAGUAGAAAUACUAACACUCAUUCUAAACUUGAUACUAGGAGAAUUAUAAUCAUAGCAACUAAUUUCACAUACUAUUUAUAUUUUUCUAUCCUUUGGGUCACCUUAUUUUCCUACACUUAAAAAAACAACCCCUUCCCACCCUGGCAAGAUGACAGAAGAAAUUUGUAUGUAUAUCUAUAGACAAUCAAUCCUAAAUUUUGCAAGGCUGGCGCGCGCGCGCGCACACACACACACACACACACACACACACACACACACACACACACACACACACACACACACACACUCUCUCUCUCUCUCUCUCUCUCUCUCUCUUCUCUCUCUCUCUCUGUGUGUGUGUGGUGUUUCCAAAUUAUUGGAGAAAACUGCGAAUAUAACUACUCUUUUAUGCACAGUGGGAACGUUAUCGUUCUUUCAGAGAUUUAUUUUAUUUCUAAAAAUCAUACAAGUGAAUAACCAGACCUGCAAAUGAUAGGGAUUGACUGUAUAUAUAUAUAUACAUAGUGUGUGUGUGUGUGCGCAUAUUGUGUGUGAUGGUGUAUAAGUAUUGUAUGAGUGUAAAUAUAUAUAUAUAUAUAUAAAUUCUUAUAUAUAGAAGAGAAGGGAAGGUAGAGGAUGUGCUACAUCAGUGUAAAAGAUUUGAUAUGUCUCAUGAGGAUCAUAACUUCCAGGUAAGUUUGAAUAUAUUCAGGCAUUGAUAAUAAGAUAUUUAGGUGUAUAUUUAAGUGUUCAUCAGACUUUUAUCAUUACUACUAACAAAUUUUGGAAGUUAAUAGUGUUUGAUGUAUGUUGAUAUAACAUCUUUGAUGUAUGUUGGUACAGCUGUCAUAAUUGUUGGAAUUUAAUUCAUUUUAUUGGAAUUGUAACAAGCCUUUCAUAGACUUAUUCUUAUUCGUCGUUGCACUACUUUGCAAAAUUGUACCUUAAUAUUUUUGUGGUGUUUAUGUGAAAUGUAGUAAAUGCUCCUUUGUUGAAACUUCUUGUUUGAAUUGCUGUAUUAUAUGACUACAUUGUAUUCUAUAAUUUACUGUAGUCCCUUUCAGUAUUGUACUUAGCAUCAAUUCUUUGACCUCUUCUUUUUAUGGUCCGUACUGCAAAAAGGCACAGUGAUGGUGCGAAAGUUUAGCCUUUGAAGUUGUGAAACGAUAUAUUAAGUUCUGUAUGUAUUCCAGUCUCUACGAGUCAAGCCAUGCAAUAAUGGGAUAACCUAGUUUUAUACUUCCUAACUCUUGUAUGACAUUUUAUUUGCUUCAAUCUCUGAUAUUGACUGAUAGGGUCUCUAAGAUGAGUUUUAGUCGUAGGAACCAUUGAGCAAUGUGGUUACUACAGUAUACAUGUUAAUUGUCCAAUUUUUGGACUAGAACUGUAAAGAUUUGUGUAAGUUAUCUUUAAAUAUAUACUUGUUGACCAACAGUGUAUAGAAAUAAUAAAUUGCUUUAUUACUCA
Messenger RNA from Macrobrachium nipponense, 10763 nucleotides. RefSeq names its product serine/threonine-protein kinase 10-like (gene Slik). Gene Ontology annotation, molecular function: ATP binding; protein serine/threonine kinase activity. Lineage: Eukaryota; Metazoa; Arthropoda; Malacostraca; Decapoda; Palaemonidae. The record is from RefSeq and is a predicted model, not a curated record. Gene Ontology annotation, biological process: protein phosphorylation. The transcript is spliced from 28 exons. Bases 236 to 5050 code for a protein of 1604 amino acids.